AUGAUGCUUCAAACAACAACAAGGAAGAUUGAUGUUUAUGAGGUGGAGAUUGCAGCUGUUGAUGGCAAUUUCAAGAUGUCAUGUGAACUGAAUCGAAUCGACAAGGAUGUGCUAAUGAAAGUGCCAAAUCCGAGGUAUAAAGAACUUAUUGAAACCCAUGAACACCUUAAAGGAGUACAUAUGAAUGAUAUUGAUGAGAAAGCACUUUUACCUGUGCAUCUAAUCCUAGGUGCCAGUGAUAUGUCUAGAAUCAAGACAACUGUACCUGCUAAGGUUGGGAACGAUGGGAUGCCAAUCGCUGAGAAAACUGCUUUGGGAUGGAUUAUCAUGUCACCGGGGCGAGAGAAGAACCAUUCCUACUUGAUGUUUACCAAGAGCUCCCAAGAAGACUACAUGCAUCUUUGUAGUCUGGACGUGCUUGGAUUAGAAGACCAUGUUGAAGGAGAUCAAGGGAGCGUGUAUCGAGAAUUUAAAGAACAGCUUACUCAGCAAGAGGACGGUCGAUAUGAGACAUCGUUACCAUGGAAGGCUCACCAUCCGGAGCUGCCGACCAAUUACCUUGUAGCCAAGAGGAGAUUUCAGUCAUUAUUCAACCGACUUGACAAACAGCCUGAACUGCUGAAGACUUAUCAUGAUAUAGUGGAAAAUCAACUCAAAGAUGGAGUGGUCGAGAUUGCGCCUGAGAAACCUGAAGGGAGCCGAGAGCAUUACAUUCCCCACAAACCGGUAGUACGAGAGCAAGCCGAGUCUACGAAAGUAAGAAUUGUGUUUGAUGCUUCGGCAAAAGCUGAUCAAAAAUCCCCAUCAUUGAAUGAUUGCUUGGACAUUGGUCCCCCACUCCAAAGAAGAAUCCUUGACAUACUACUUCGUAAUCGACUUAAACCUAUUCUCUUAGCUGGUGAUAUAAAACAAGCGUUCCUACAAAUAGUGAUUAGAGAGAACGAGCGAGAUGCGAUGAGAUUUUUAUGGAUAAACGAUCUACAAUGCAAAGAGAUGGUGGUGUAUCGUAUGACCAGAGCGAUGUUUGGGCUAGGCCCAAGCCCAUUCUUACUCGGAGGGACUUUGAACGUUCAUCUCGAGAAGUAUGCAGAGCACUAUCCACAAUGUGUUGAAGAAUUAUCUGAAGGAACGUAUGUUGAUGACAUAAACAUCGGAGGUGAUAAAGUAGAGGAGACGGUAGUACUCAAGGAGCAAGCCAAAGAAAUUCUCAGCGAGGGAAGCUUUGUUUUGCACAAAUGGCAUUCUAAUGCUGCGGAGUUAGAGAGUGACAACGUGGAAGACGGAGAAUCUACCUUUGCUAAAGAAACUUUGGGAACUAAGCCAUCGGAGACCAAGCUCCUGGGACUGGGAUGGAACAAAAAGGAGGAUACUUUGUCUGUAUCACUACCAAAGCAGAAAGUAGAAAUGACCAAACGGAUAGUUCUUCAAACAAUGGCGAGAGUAUAUGAUCCCCUGGGUUUAGCUAGUCCAUAUUUACUCACAGCUAAAGUAAUCUUCCGUGAUAUAUGUGAUCGUAAGCUCGGAUGGGAUGCUGAAUUACCUAAAGAUCUGAAGGAUCGAUGGAAGCGGUGGUUAGAUAGAUUACCAGGCAGUUUAACCUUCCCAAGAAGUAUCCCUCGAGAGAGAGUCGUCACUACCGAGAUUUACAUUCAUGGUUUCGCUGAUGCAAGUAUUCUGGGAUGUUGUGCCGCUGUCUACGUUGUGACCAAACAGGGUGCUCUAGUUUCUCAAGGGCUGCUAGUGUCCAAAACGAGACUGGCAAAGCGAGAUUUAACAAUUCCAAGAUUGGAACUAGUGAGUUGUCAUAUGGUCUGCAAUCUUAUUGACAAUGUCAGAAAGGUUCUUAGUCAUCUUCCAGUGAUAAGCGUUUGUGCGUGGAGCGAUUCGACCGUUUGUCUACAGUGGAUUAACGGACAGGGUAACUAUAAGCAAUUCGUAGCAAAUCGAGUGAAAAAGAUCACCGAGAAGCAAAUCGAGUGGAAGUAUGUUCCAACUCUGGAAAACCCUGCAGAUAUCGGCAGUCGAGGUACAACACGAGAUCUUCAAGCGAAUGAAACCUGGAUGAAAGGGCCUAGUUGGUUGAGUGAAACUGAAAAAUGGCCGGAGCAAGUAAAGAUCAAACCGAGCGAGAAGUCCGAGUCAGAAAGUCGAAUGAUGAGAGAAGUAAUGAAAGUUACCAUUCAGAAAGAGGCCGAUUUCAUCGAUUGUUUACUAGAGAAAUUCGGUCUGACUAAAACUGUUCGAAUUUUAGCUUGGGUCACGAGAUUUAUUGACAACUUCGUGUGUGGCAAGAAAGUCAACGGACCAUUAGUGACCGAAGAAACACAGAAGCAGAUGAAGUUCUUGAUUAAACGCGCACAAUCCGAGAGCGAAGCACUUGAGAUCUUCAAAGUGGAUUCUACCAGAUUAAAUCUUCAAAAGAAUGGCGAGGGAAUAUACGUGUGCCAAGGACGAAUCCAAGGUGAAUAUCCAGUGUAUCUGCCAGCAAAACAUGUAUUAUCUGAAUUGGUCGUAAAGCAAGCUCAUAUGAAGACCCUGCAUGGGGGAGUUGCCCUGAUCAUGAGCAAAGUCCGUGAAGAAUUCUGGAUUCCUAAAUUACGAACUUUGGCGAAGAAAGUUCUCAGUUGUUGUUAUGGUUGCAAGCGGUUCCAUAUAGUGCAUGAACCAACUCCACCUCAAGGUAAUUUACCAAAAGAAAGAACCGAAGGGAUGACGCCAUUUGAAAUCGUUGGUGUAGAUUAUGCUGGCCCUAUUUACUAUCGAAACAAGAACAAUGAACAGAAAUCGUAUAUCCUUAUCUACACCUGUUCCUUAACAAGAGGGCUCCACUUGGAACUUUUACCUGAUUUGAGUUGUGAGGAAUUCCUGGCAAGUUUCAAGAGGUUUGUAGCGGUUCGCGGUAGACCAAAGAAGAUGAUUUCAGAUAAUGGUAAGACCUUUCAUGCUGCGGCGAAGUGGAUUAAGAAAGCAACCCGAGAUGAAAGGUUUCACGCAUUUCUGCACGACUAUCAAAUUCGAUGGCAGUUUAAUCUGAGUAAAGCAAGUUGGUGGGGAGGUAUGUUUGAGAGGAUGGUCGCGUUGGUAAAGAAUUCGUUGUACAAAGUUGUUGGUUCUGCAAAACUCACCUACAAGGAGUUGCAGGAUGUGUUGCUAGAUAUCCAGAUAGCACUCAAUAAUCGACCAUUAACGUAUUGCGAAGAUGACGUGCAAUUACCUGUUCUCACGCCUAACCUGAUGAUAUUGGGUAAAGCCAAUUAUUUAUUGGAACUUCCGAGUGCUGAAAUUGAAGAUGGUGAUAUGCGAAAAAGAGCAAAAUAUUUGAAGAAAUGUAAAGAGGCGUUAUGGCGGAGAUGGCGAAAUGAAUACAUGAGAGCGCUUCGAGAAAGACACGACUUACGACAUAACGGGAAAAGCGGAAAUUUACGAGAAGGUGAUGUGGUACUUAUCAAAGGAGAAGGAAAGAAUCGAGGAACGUGGAAGAUCGGAAUCGUGGAAAGAUUAAUACCGGGGAGAGAUGGAAUUGUCAGGGCGGUGAGACUUCGUGCCGGCAAAAGUUAUCUAGAAAGACCUAUUCAGUUUCUUUAUCCAAUGGAGUUACACAGUGAUGAAAGGGGCUCGGAACAAAAACCACUGAAUCCCGAAGUUGAAGAGUUUAAGCCAAAGCGGAAAGCGGCGGUUGAGGCAACAGUGAAUAUUCGGCGAAUGCAAGAGCUUGAAAAUGAAAGUGACUAA
Messenger RNA from Dendronephthya gigantea, 3732 nucleotides. RefSeq lists its product as uncharacterized. The record is from RefSeq and is a predicted model, not a curated record. The transcript has a single exon. NCBI's taxonomy places the organism in Eukaryota, Metazoa, Cnidaria, Anthozoa, Malacalcyonacea, Nephtheidae. Gene Ontology annotation, biological process: DNA integration. Bases 1 to 3732 code for a protein of 1243 amino acids. Gene Ontology annotation, molecular function: nucleic acid binding.